AUGCUAAGCAGUUGGACCAAACAUUUACUUCAUUGUGCCUUAUUGGUGAUUGUAAUAUCAGUAUUUGAAAUAUGGUCAGGCGGUGUAAAACUAUCAGCAGAUGUUCAAAAUACCUUUAAUUUUAAUCCAUGGGAACGCUAUGGUUUUAUUUGGUGCUCUGCGUUGUAUCUACUACGAUUAUUGACCUUUUUACCAUUACCUCAAGUUCUUCUAAAUUUCUUUGGUCUUACAUUUUAUAAUGCUUUUCAAGAUAAAGUUGUAUUGAAAGGAUCACCCUUAUUGGCUCCAUUUAUCUGCAUACGUAUUGUCACAAGAGGAGACUAUCCUCAACUAGUCAAAGCCAAUGUAUCCCGUAAUAUGGCUCGAUGUUUGGAAACUGGUAGAAUUAAAAUUUUUAUUUUAUUGUUUAAUAUCAUAUUUAACAUUUUUUUUUUUAGGAUUAGAAAAUUUCAUCAUUGAAGUCGUGACUGAUAAAUCUGUUGGACUACCUGUACAUAGACGAAUAAGGGAAGUUAUUGUACCAAAAUCGUAUAAAACAAAAACUGGUGCUCUUUAUAAAUCUAGAGCACUACAAUAUUGUUUGGAAGACAAUGUAAAUAUUUUGGCUGAUUGUGAUUGGGUUGUACAUUUAGAUGAAGAAACCUUAUUGACUGAUAAUUCAAUCAGGGGUGUCUUAAAUUUUGUAUUGGAUGGUAAACAUCAGUUUGGUCAGGGUCUUAUUACAUAUGCAAAUGAAGAAGUUGUGAAUUGGUUCACAACUUUAGCUGAUAGUUUUAGAGUCGCUGAUGACAUGGGUAAACUUCGAAUUCAGCUUUCAAUGUUCCAUAAACCCCUUCUUAGCUGGAAAGGAUCUUAUGUUGUCACUCAAGUAAAUAUUAUUGUUCAAAAUGUUUUUUUUAAAAGUAAAUAAUAUUCUUAGACUUAUCUCAUAAACUACUAUUAAAAUAUUUAAAAAAAAAUGAUUUAUGAAGAAAAACUUGCAUACAAAAUGUACUUAAAAUACAUAUAUUAUUAGAAUGAAACAAAAACCCACAUAAUUUUAAAUAUUUUAAGGUAAUAAGUUUGUUUCGUCAGUUAUGCCACAACUGGACUAUUAACUGCUUAUUUUUUCAAUGUAUUUUACAAAAUGGAGGUUAAUUUUAAAACUAAUAAUUAAAAUUACAUUAUUUGUACUUGUUGGGUAAUUAAAAUAAAGUAAAUUAUUUAUUUUUACGAUAAACAUUUUAAUUAAUGUAUUUAAUAUAUACUGAUUUACCUAAAUAGUAUUCAUAAUUUAUCUGUUACAGUGUAGGGCUUGUGUAUAAAAGGUCUCUAGCCUCAAUUUUUCUUUGGUACCUACAUUUUUUUUUCUUUUUAUAUCAUACAACAAUUAAACUAACAAAAUACAAUUCAAAUUUCAACAUCAAGUUCUUGUCUUUGACAAUUUCAAAGCAAGUAUCACCAUUUUUAUUUAUAACUAAAUAAAACUAAACACCCACUCUUUAAUUGUCCCAGGAAUAUAUUUUUAUUAGUGGGGUCAAUAAGCAGAGCUUUGUGGGGGCCCUGCUUAAAAAUAACAACUACUGUAAAAAGUAUAAACAAAAUCUAAGGCCUUGACUGUGUUCGUGUCUCUGGCCAGGGCAACACUAAUCAGUUAAAUCAAUCAAAUUGUAUUAAUUUAUUUGAUUCAUGUAGUUUAAUCAUUUUUAAAUUUUAGUUAGGUGCAGAGCGCCAUAUUUCAUUUGACAAUGGCUUAGAUGGAUCGAUUGCAGAAGAUUGUUUCUUUGCCAUGCGAGCUGCUAGAGAAGGUUAUACGUUUAAUUUUGUGGAAGGAGAAAUGUGGGAGAAAUCGCCAUUUUCUCUUUGGGACUUCAUUCAACAACGUAAACGUUGGCUGCAAGGUAUUCUAUUAGUUGUCCAUUCAGCUGCUAUACCUUCAAGAACAAAAAUUUGGUUAGCCUUGUCAUGUUAUUCAUGGGUGACAUUGCCUCUGUCUACAUCUAAUUUAGUUUUAGCAAGAUACUAUCCAAUACCAUGUCCAGGAAUUAUGGAUUUUGUUUGUGCAUUUAUAGCUGGAGUUAAUAUAUAUAUGUACAUAUUUGGUGUAGUCAAAUCAUUUUCUUUAUAUCGGUUUGGUGUACUAAAAUUUACAUUGUGUAUAAUAGGCGCACUGUGUACUAUACCCUUUAAUGUAAUAAUUGAAAAUGUUGCGGUCAUAUGGGGUCUUUUUGGAAACAAGUACAAGUUUUACGUUGUACAUAAGGAAAUAAAACCAAUUAUCACCGUUUAG
Messenger RNA from Cinara cedri, 2269 nucleotides. NCBI's taxonomy places the organism in Eukaryota, Metazoa, Arthropoda, Insecta, Hemiptera, Aphididae. The record is from the annotation of a GenBank genome assembly.